ACACCGACGGUGAUGACAGAGGAAGCACUGCCCUGCGCUCAGGAGGAGCGCGGGUGCUUUCUCGGCCAGUGUUGCUGCUCUCACAGCCAGCAGCAAUUAGUGAUCAGAGGACACCUCUGGUCAUGUGCAAGGAGCACUGCUCGUCGUGCCUGCACAGCACUCCACGGCUGGGCUGGAGGAACUCACUCUCUCCAAGGACAGCAGGAGAACAGGACCUGUACAUUUUGAUACGCUCAAAAUGAACCGCAGCAGCUGCAAUAUCACAGCCUAUGAAAUAUUUUCACUUGUCCAGCUGUGUGUUUACAUCCCAGUUUUGGUUUUGGGCAUUGUGCUGAACGUGUUGGCGCUGUGGGUGUUCUGCUGCAAACUCGGCAAAUGGACAGAAACCAGAGUAUACAUGGUCAACUUGGCUGUGGCUGACUGCUUGCUGCUCUUCACCUUGCCAUUUAAAACUCUCUCUCAGUUCCAGCACCUGAAGGUCGAUGGGUGGUGCCUGGUUCUGGAAGGUUGCUAUUUCAUAAAUCGCUUUAUAAGCAUCAGUAUCAUCACCAUCAUUGCCACUGACAGGUACCUUGCAAUCAAGUACCCCUUGAGAUCCAAGGCACUGAGGUCACCACUGAAGGCAGCUUUUGUCUCUGGUUUGCUUUGGAUGGUCAUCAUCUGUGAGACUUCCCUCAUUAAAAGGUUUGAGGACCGAAGAGAAGAUGAGUUUUGCUUUGAGAAAUCUUCUGUGACGCCCUCAGUGAUCACACUGUGUACCAUUAUCACAGGGUUUUUCAUACCACUGCUCAUCCUGAGUUACUGCUCCAUACACAUCAUUGCAGAGCUCAGGAGGAAGAAGAACGAAAACAAUCACAAUGCAAAGCUAACCAGGAAAGCUGUCUACAUUGUGUCUGCAAACAUGGCUGUGUUCAUCAUAUGCUUUUUACCUCUUUACCUCGGGCAUCUCCUCCGCUUCAUCGUGGACUCCGUCAGCUCCAACUGCUCGGCAAUACAGAGCAUUAACAACUUUGUUCACUUCGCCUCCAUCCUCGCCAACACCAACUGCUGCCUGGAUGCCAUCUGUUACUACUUUGUCAACAAGGAAUUUAAGGAAGCAUCUUCCAAGCUAGCAAAGUCCAAAUCUGAGGCCAGUGAAGAAGCUAAAAUUCAUCUCCCACACGUAACACAUUAACACAAAACACAUACAGCAUGUAUUUUAUAUUUGCCCUGUUCAACUGGGCUCACUAGCAGGGUUUCACACUUGAUUUUUCAGAAGAGUGGGAUGGAGGGACAUUCUACUAAUGGGAAACAUUCAGAUACACGAUUCAGCUCUGAAUCAGACAACCACAGCAGUCCAGAUCCUGAUCUAAUGAUCUCGCUUGCUGCUGACAAUUCUCUGCCUUAAUGCAAAUUUGCAUAAAAUGAUAGAUUUCCCCUGCCAAAAAUCCCCUAUCUUUCAUUUUCCCAUGAAACCCAAAAGAAGCAGAGGCUGUGUAAAGGUAAAGGAUUGGGUUUUGUCUCUCAUCCCCGCUUUGGAUCAGUGUUUGUGCAGCUGUGGCUAAGAAAUAGGCUAUUCCAAAUAUCAACAAAUUAAAAAAAAUCAGAGUGAAAUCAUGCAGAAAAAGAAAGGAUGGUGUUUCUAGAAGUCACAAACAUACUGGUUUUUAGUUGCUAAUAAUGCACAAUCCCAUAACAGCAUAUUUAGCUGCUUGAAAGAACUUUACAGCAAUGUAACAGCUACAAAAAGGUCACCAUUACAAAACAAGGUCAGAAGAAAUUGCAAUUGCUUGUACUGGGGAAAAAGUUUUCAUCAAAAAGGUUUGAGUCAAAUGGCAUUAAAAUCAAAUAAAAAAGUUGGUGCAGGGCAGUGGGAAUGAGGACUCUGUAUUAGGACUAUAUCCAACCUUUUAAUGUAAAGGAUUGUCUAAAAAAAGUGAUAGCCAAGCUGCUCCAA
Pseudopodoces humilis (Tibetan ground-tit) is the source of this 1936-nucleotide messenger RNA. Its product is annotated as G protein-coupled receptor 35-like. Gene Ontology annotation, cellular component: plasma membrane. The record is from RefSeq and is a predicted model, not a curated record. Gene Ontology annotation, biological process: chemokine-mediated signaling pathway; positive regulation of Rho protein signal transduction; phospholipase C-activating G protein-coupled receptor signaling pathway. NCBI's taxonomy places the organism in Eukaryota, Metazoa, Chordata, Aves, Passeriformes, Paridae. Gene Ontology annotation, molecular function: chemokine receptor activity.